Messenger RNA from Lethenteron reissneri (Far Eastern brook lamprey), 5465 nucleotides. Its product is annotated as amphiphysin-like. Lineage: Eukaryota; Metazoa; Chordata; Hyperoartia; Petromyzontiformes; Petromyzontidae. Gene Ontology annotation, cellular component: plasma membrane; cytoplasm; synaptic vesicle. Gene Ontology annotation, biological process: synaptic vesicle endocytosis. Gene Ontology annotation, molecular function: phospholipid binding; protein binding. The record is from RefSeq and is a predicted model, not a curated record.
UCUCGGGACGCGUGCGUGAGCGUCAUGGCGGACGUGGGGAAGGUCAGCUCAGGCGUUUUCGCCAAAAACGCCAAGAAGCGGAUCACCAGGGCCCAGGAGAAGGUGCUGCAGAAGUUGGGAAAAGCUGAUGAGACCAAGGACACACAGUUUGAACAGCUGGUGCAGAACUUCAGCAAGCAAUAUGGUGAAGGAACCAGGCUACAUAAAGAAGUCAAGGCCUAUCUGGCAGCAGUCAAAGCCAUGCACGAGUCAUCCAAGAAGUUGAUUGAAUCGCUUCAAGAGAUUUACGAGCCAGACUGGUAUGGAAAGGAGCUCAUUCAAGAUAUUGCGGAGCGGAACAAUGAACUAUGGGAAGAUUUUCACCAGAAGCUGGUGGAUCUGGCAUUACUCACCCUCGAUAUAUACUUGGGGCAGUUUCCUGACAUAAAGACACGUAUUGCCAAACGCGGCCGGAAACUGGUGGAUUACGAUAGCACCAGACACCACCUGGAAGCCUUGACAUGCACGAGGAAGAAGGAUGACUCCAAAAUAAGCAAGGCAGAAGAAGAUUUUCUGAAGGCUCAGAAGGUAUUUGAGGAGCUGAAUGUGGACCUGCAAGAGGAGCUGCCAAUCCUUUGGAAUAGCCGUAUUGGAUUUUACGUGAACACUUUCAGAAGCAUUGCAAGUCUGGAGGAGAAAUUUCACAAAGAGAUUGGUCUGCUGAACCACGAGCUGUACGAGGUGAUGGUGAAGCUCGGCGACCAGCACGCUGACCUGGCCUUCAGCAUUCGAGGUGCACCCAGUGAUUCAGGGCCACUGAAGAUAACGGAGACCCCGUGUUCCCCGCCGGAGAUCACCGUGCAAGCCCCCACCUCCCUCUUCACGGGUGAUGAGCAGGCACUUGGUCCAAACCACAUGUCAGCUCCUCUCAAGUCUCCAUCACUGGGACGCAAGGGGCCGCCAGUACCACCACCACCGAAGCUUACGCCCAGCAAGGAAGUGCAGCAGGAAGCUAUCUUCAGCUUGUUUGAUGACAACUUUGUCCCAGACUUUAGCAGCGCACCGGCAGAAGCAGCUAAGAAGGAUGAGGGGAGCUUGUUGGACAUCGAUUUUGACCCUCUGAAGCCAGACAUGGCCACAACUCCCAUGAGCCCUGCCAUAAACCAGACGUUACUGUUUGAUCUUGCAUGGGAGGCAAGUCCUCAGCAGGUGCAACCUCCUCCUCAGCCUGUGAUGCCGGUUGAAACUGUGAUUCCCGUUGAGCCUGUGAUUCCCGUUGAGCCUGUGAUUCCCGUUGAGCCUGUGAUACCAGCGCAGCCACAAUCAGAGCCUGUGCAAGGCCAUACCAGCAAUUAUAUGUUCACGGAUUACUUAUUCAGUGAGCAGCCAGGUAGUGCAGGUGAAAGCGAAGAAAAAGCUUGCUGGAGUUGGGAUAAACAGGAGGAGCUUGAAGUUUCACUUGUCCAACAUGAGCAGUGUAAUUCUGAAAGCGAACCUUUUAAAGUCGUCCUUGGCUCGUUUGACGGCAGUGUCAGUGCAGAGUUUUCUAUGAAGAGUGAUUGUGCAGAUGUAGAUGUAGGAGAGAGAAGUGUAGCUUCUGCACAAUUAGACGAACAGAGUGGUGAGGCUAUGCAGUUUGAGAGUCAAUGUGUGUCAUCUGCCCCUGAUAAAUCUGAAAGUUGUGAACAGGAUGGAGAUAUUUUGGAUGAGCCUCGUCAUGGUGCUUUGCAGUUAGCAGAUGAUGUGUGUGCUAAUGUUGAGUCAGAUCAAGAGCAAGGUAGGGGUAAUGAAUGGUCCCUUGAAGUGAUUCAUGACACAAAUGACCAUUCAGAGAAGGAAUCCGAUGAUGAAGGUCGAGUUGUAGGUAGUCUGUGCUCUGCAUACAAUGUGGCUAGCAGCUUAACAUCAAACAAGUAUGGAGAUAAACAAUCGGUAAAAGAUGAAGGAGUGUUCGCUGACGAUCACAGAGAACACAUGCAUGCCACUGACGAGGUUGCAGCUGAAACAUUAGACAUUAUUCAGCCGAGUGCUGAAAAUGAGGAGGGCUUUGAUCAGCACAGGAGACAGAGUAGUCAACAGGAGGCAGAGCCAGAAACAGCAGCUGAAGAAGAGGAAUACAAGGAUUCCCAUAUUGCUGUGAGUACACCGCUCCAUACUGAUGCGGGUCAAAAUGUAGAUAAGGAACAGUUGAUAAGACCUAGAUGUGAGACAGCUGUGGGAGUUGCAAGUAAUCCUGAUGUGUCAGUUAAUCAAUCCGAAGUUGAAAAAACGCACAUCUCCAUUGCAUCUGAGGAUUAUAGUAUUGAUUCUGAGUUAAAAAAAUGUAUCACAUCAAUUCGUUUAUUUUCCGAUAACAGAAUAGCUUGUGAGAAUGAUUGUACUCUGAAACAAGAGGAUGAGAUGUCAGGUUGCGAGACACUUAAGAAUAUUUAUGCAACAGAAGUUACUGAUGAAAAACAUUUAGAUAUGUUAAACUUUUUUCCAGAUCAGGACAGUUGGUUGAAUGAGGCAUUUGCCAACAGAGGGGAUGAUUUUCAGGAAUUAAGCACUGAUUUAAAAAAAGUUCUUGAGGAUCCUUUGUCCUGUAAGGAUUUCAUUGCCUCAAAAACCCUAGUAAGUAAUAGCUGGACCCAGGAUGUGGACACAACCUCAGAAUUUGGCACAGCUGAUAAAAUAUACCAUCAGGAUAAUGUGAAUGAGCAGGGGCAUUCGGUGCCUGAUUGUAUGUCAGAGGUUGUUGGGGAAAGUUCUCGGGCAGAUGUUUCAUACACAAAAAGUGGUAAUGACAAAAGCAAAGAUGCCAAAAUACCUACAACAAAUACAGAUAACUGGGAUAGUAGACAUAGUAUGAAGGGAAGAAUUGGACAGAAACAUGAAGACAAUAUUGACAAUAUGCAAGAUAGACAGGAGGAGCUCCUCUUCAAAUCAGACGACAAAGAGAAAGAGGAUGUCAGUACAGCAGAAGAAACAAGCCAGAAACCUGCAUCUUGGGAUGAAACUAGUGAGACAAUGGAAGCAGCCAUGGGUCCUUUGGUUAAGAGCCCUGAAUCUGAAAGUGCUGUCGUUCCCGCUGAAAUGGAUGUCGUUCCCGCUGAAAUGGAUGUCGUUCCCGCUGAAAUGGAUGUCGUUCCUGCUGAGAUGGCUCCCAUCCCUAUGGAGACUCCCAUUGUGGAAGUAACUGCCAGCACCCCCACUCCGGUGGACUCUGGUCCAGAGUUGGACAUGGCAUUUGUGACCAAUGGAGAGGCUGAGGUUGAAGCAAGCAAGCAUGUUGACACAUCUUCAGAAAGCACUGACAUGCCCCCUGGAUUCUUGUACAAGGUGCAGGCCGAGCAUGACUACACUCCGCUGGAUGCUGACGAGCUGACUCUCCUGCGUGGAGAUGUGGUUCUCGUGUUGUCCUUUGAAAACGCCGACGAACAGGAUGCAGGAUGGCUCACAGGAAUCAAGGAAGCUGAUUGGUUGGCAUACAAGGACCUAAUGGGCCGUAAGGGUGUGUUUCCAGAAAACUUCACUCAACGUUUGGAGUAGUAGAGUUCUUUCAAUGGCUGAUUUUGCUUCAUCCACGUUCUUGUUUAACACAUCGACACACACAAAACAAUAUUUUCACAAUUGUUUUCCUGAUUUCAGAAAUGGUAUCAACUAAAUAUAAAACAGUUUUGUUUUUUGCAACUGCUUUGUUUGAAAGCAUAUCCCGAAGUACGUGUGACUGUGUUUACAUUGAAUCACCUUGGAAUCCUAUGACUGCAGAGUUUGAAAGUAUUUUGCCAGACAUGCAGUAUUACAUACCCAUCAUUAUUUAACAUAAGACCUUGUCUACCAGUUCGGUAUAGCAAUUUACAUGCUCCUUUAAAGUGACGUUACAAGUGCUCAAAUGUUAUUUGUUAAACACUUGUUAGUUUUAUAUCAUGAUUCACUUCUCGGUCAUGUUUUGAAAUAAUAUCAAGUGUUCCUACAUUAUGUGCAGUUCAAAGGUUGAAAAUCUUUGAAGUGUCAACUAUUAUACCAGGUAGGUAAGCAGUAUGUGAAGAUGCUUCUUCACUAAGCCAAUGUAGUACUGCAGGUCUUUUGGCAAGGAAGUUUUUUGUCUUUUUUGCGCAUGCUUAAGCAAUAAGGACUAACCAAUGUGCAUUUGAAAAGUAGCAAGGUUUAUUCAUUGGCUGAUUUUUCUCUCCUCUACAUUUGUAUAACAUACACUCGCAGAACAAUAUUUUCACAUCUUACUCAAAGGAUAUUUCAAAUAAUUCGUAAAUGGGCUAACAUCGGAGGAUUUAGGCAAGGUGUGAUUUGCCAACUUUCCAUUGGGGGAAAAUUAUAGUCUAACCAUCCCCAUGACUGACACGGAAUGCGGAAGCCUUCAUCCAAAAAAUAAUUGCACACAUAACAGGUAAUAUUGCCUCAAUUUGUUAUAUACACUUUCGAAUAAUAAUAAUACAUUUUACCUUGGGAAGCCUCACUGAUUUUCCUCAAUACUUUUUCAGGACGAUCAUUCUACAUUUCAAUGUUUGCCCAUUACCAAUAAUGGGUGUUUGACUUCUUGUGGGACAAAACUACAUGAGGCGGUGACAUCGAGGGAUUAAAUGAUCAAUUGAUCCUUAUGGCAGUACCUCGGGGUAUCAAAUAAUACAAAAUAGCCGAGGCAAUUCAAUAUUUAAUUUCUGGGACACUUUUCCAGGGGUGUACUUAAAUCCGCGACUGGGGUACCAAUCAAUCCGAAAUCAGUGCUAUGCGAUGUUGAAACGCGGCGAGGACGAUUGCGCUGAAACUCUGAACACUUGUAUGCACCGCAGUGCACCGUGUACAGCUUGUCGAGAUGAGUCGAUUGCCGCAUCGCCGACCAUCAACAGACUAAAAAUUACUGCAUCACGGACAUUGUGCGAGAGCCGGGGUACCGCCAUAAGGUUCAAUUGUCCUUCCAUCUUCUGGCCACUUUGCAGCCAGCCCCAAACCUAAGCAUUCAAGUAUGAACAAAAUCUUUUAUAUCCAGAGGGUAUAUAAUUAGCUCCCUCCCCGGGUAUGAUGGUUGAAAGUGUAGUCAUGGGGAUAAAAGGAUUUAACAGAAAGCAGAGCCCUGACUAUCAAAUCGCAUCCCAGUUGUAGAUGUGGAUUUCCUUAUUUGGAAAUUAUAUUAGAUCAUUGCCAAGGAGAAUGCACAUUUAGGUAAUAAUGUCUCCUACAUUGUUCAGGUGACAAUGACAAUGUAAUUUCUUACUUGGUCUCAAGGUCUAACAUUAAAUUACAUUUUUACAAGUCGGCAAGCCAUUGGUAUCGUGUGUUUACCAUAGUUAAUGCCGUAUAUGUGUUGUGGUAGUUAGGGUUAUGUUAUUUCCCUUUUGUGUAUGUAUGCAAAUGUGGUUAUAUUUAUAUAAAUAUGCAAUAUAUUAUUUGCCACUUAAAUGAAUAAACAAGUAAAAUGUUAAAUACUCCUUGUCUGAACAUAUAUGUAAGACAAAUCUGUCAAUAAAUAUAUUAAAUGCAAUCCUGUG